Molecule: messenger RNA, 1830 nt
Organism: Pogonomyrmex barbatus (red harvester ant)
Lineage: Eukaryota; Metazoa; Arthropoda; Insecta; Hymenoptera; Formicidae
Molecular function (GO): calmodulin binding
Source: RefSeq, a predicted model, not a curated record
GGUCGUUUCCGCGGCUAUCGGACGAUCGGUGCUCACCCUCUGCCAACUUUGUACGAAAUUAACUAUCCUCGGAUGCAUGAAAUAAGACAUGAAGGCGAUCGACGGUUUCGGAGAACCGCACGACUCUCGCAGUCGGGUUAUCAUUGCAGAACGCAUGCGUGAUAGAUCCAUCCUUCGUACGAGGCGGAUAAGCGCGCACCUCUUUGUCGCAUCCGUUGCGCGUCAGUUUCCCAUUUCGCUUCUGGCCAGGAGGACGCGCGAUAAGGAGAUCGCGAUCGGAAGUGAGCGCAAAAGUGCGAGAACGAGCAAUCGUGAGAUAGAGCUUCCUCUCACCGAGAUUGAUUCCUCGAAGAAGAGAUAAGGAGGUCGCGAUCGGAAGAACAGUCAGAUCUGUUCCACUUUCUCGGAUCGACAUUUAUGAAUCCCCGUAAAGAGAUCCGAAAUCUAUUGGAAUUUGUUUUUAUAAAUACUUCCUACGACUCGCUUCGUCUUCUCUGAUCGAUCACGAUCGACACUGCGAUCUCCCGUGGGCGAAAUAAUCAAACUGAAGGUUUCUUUCCAAAGAAUUUUUAUAAAGAAAGAAGAUCUCUUUUUUUCUCUAGUAUCGAUAUUUAUAGAUGAUCGAAAGGAUCCUGAGUAGUUGUUCGUUCCAUUUUCAUUGGCGGGAUCAUAAAUAAUCGAGGGAUUAUACCGCUCACAACAUUACCUCGUUUCCUUGAAAUAAAUCUUUCUAAAAAAAUAAUUUAGGGAAGCUUCACCUCUCUUCUGGUUGUUUUCCAGAAUACAAUUCCGACAAAUUGCCAGAAGAACUCUCGAAUAGAUCUCUCCUCUCGAGAACGAUCUUUACAAAUAAUCAGGAAUAACUUGAAAUUCUUUUCGUUUCUGAAGUCGAUUUUUGUAAAUAAGCUGAAGGUACGCGAACCUCCGGAAACGGCUUUUGUAAACAAUCCGGGAAAACGCCGAGUCUCCGCGGAGUCGGAAGCCUCUUGAAAACAAUUUUUGGAAGACUUGGACCGAACGAAUUUCAAUCCCCGAGACGCGGAGCUUAGCGUGACCGGCUCAGAAACUUCGUUCAUGUCGCAGACUCCGAAGGAGGAGGCCGACGCGAUGAAGGCCAACACGGCGGCGACGAAAAUCCAGGCCAACUUUCGCGGGUACCGCGUGCGCAAGCAGCUGAAGGAAUCUACGCAGCGUCGUCGUCAGCAGCAACAGCAGCAGAAUCAGCAGGAUCAGCAGCAGGACCAACAGCGGCAGCAGGAGCACUCGAAACCAAAGGAACAUCUGCUGAAGAGACAAAGCACUCGGGAGGCGCUCGAGGAGAAAUCGGCGACGAAAAUCCAGGCGGGAAUUCGUGGCUUCCUGGUGCGGAAGAGGCAGCAGGCCGUUCAGGCAGCGGCAACAAGGAUCCAGGCUGGCUUCCGUGGCUUCAGGACGCGGAAGUUGCUGAAGCAGAACGGUCAAUAGGCUGUAUCUUAUGGUGUCUGGUCUGGUGUCGAAGGAGAGGCGACGUGGGACGUCGAUGUGUGCGAGAGCAUUUUGUGGGUUCUUUUGCGACUUGCGGACGAAACCUUGCAAUUGUAUCGGAGACACAGAAGAAAACGAUGCGUGCGCACGUGCGAUUUCAUUUAAGUUAAUUACAUUGUUUCAUGAUAAUCGUAUAUUUUUGGACUGCGAGUUCGUUAAUCUCGUCGAAAGUCAUUUCGAAAAUUAAGUAAUAAUUAGCGAAAUGUUUUACAAUAAUCUUAAUUAUUUCUUUAUUUCGUUUUUUUCCUAAUGAUUUUUCUAUACGAUAGCAGUAACAAGUAAAGAAUAAUAAUAAUGAAAAAAAAA